GUGAGCAGUCGCCGGUCGUCGGGGCGGCCGGCCGGCGCGGCGGCUCCAGGGCCCAGCAUGCGCGGGGGACCCCGCGGUCACCAUGUACGUGGGCUAUGUGCUGGACAAGGACUCCCCCGUGUACCCAGGCCCCGCCAGACCCUCCAGCCUGGGCCUGGGCCCUCCGACCUACGCGGCCCCGCCCGGCGCCCGCACCCCGCAGUACCCCGACUUCGCGGGUUACACGCACGUGGAGCCCGCCCCGGCGCCCGCGCCCCCUCCGACCUGGCCCGCGCCCUUCCCUGCGCCCAAGGACGACUGGGCAGCCGCCUAUGGCCCGGGCCCCGCGGCCCCCGCCGCCAGCCCGGCCCCGCUGGCCUUCGGGCCCCCUCCGGACUUUAGCCCGGUGCCCGCGCCUCCCGGGCCCGGGCCCGGCCUCCUGGCGCAGUCCCUCGGCCCGCCGGGCGCACCGUCCUCGCCAGGAGCGCAGAGGCGGACACCCUACGAAUGGAUGCGGCGCAGCGUGGCGACCGCAGGCGCGGGUGGCAAAGGUAAGACUCGGACCAAGGACAAGUACCGUGUGGUCUACACAGACCACCAGCGCCUGGAGCUGGAAAAGGAGUUUCACUACAGCCGCUACAUCACCAUCCGGCGCAAGUCAGAGUUGGCUGUUAACUUGGGGCUCACAGAGCGGCAGGUGAAAAUCUGGUUCCAGAACCGUCGAGCCAAGGAACGCAAAGUCAACAAGAAGAAGCAGCAGCAGCAGCAGCAGCAGCCGCUACCGCCGCCGCCGAUGCCCCCCUCACAGCUGCCCCUGCCCUUGGAUGACAACCCCACACCAUCAGGGCCACCCCUGGGUAGUCUAUGCUCCACCAGUGCAGGCCUUCUGGGUACCCCCUCCCCAGUGCCUGUCAAAGAGGAGUUUCUACCCUAGACCCUUCCAGCCUGGGGCCCAGGGAUCUAGGGACUGGAAUGCUGGGCACCCUGGCUUUGCAGGAGCCCAAGAAGCCGGUUCUGAGUUCCAGCCCUGCUGCUGACCUUUGGGGUCACUGUGGACAAAUUGCCUACCUAGGACAAGUCUCUUGCCAACUCCCUGCUUCCCUUGGCUGGGUCACGUGAUGAGCCUGCUGGACAAAGACCUCUUCCAGCUCCUGUGUCCUAGGCCAUGGGGUGAUGGGGAGCCACAGCGACGAGGUCUCAGUCACUUGAAGAGAUCUCAGGAUCCAGAGGGCUCGCUCCACAAGCCGUCAAGACAAGGCUGAGGCUCCACUUUCUCCUCCAGGGGCUCCAGAGUGAGGUGGGAGGCUGCUGCAUGGACCAGACUGGCCCUGGAGAGGAGUCAGUGUUGAGAGACGACGACGGUACCCAUGGGUCUAGACUCAGAUGUGAAGCGUCAGGAUGAUGUCAGUCCCACCUGUCUCCUCCUGCGGCCUCAUCUCCACCUGCCCUAGCACCCCAUGCUCCCAUGAUCUGUCCCCCGCCCCCUCCCCAAGCCCGGAGGUGGUCACAAAGCCAUCAGGACCAGGCCUGAGGUAAAGGUUGGGCAGUUGGUCACUGCUCUUGAGAUAGAACUUGUCCCCUCCCUAGUACUACAGGAAGGCCUGUGGAUGGAAGAGAAGCUUCUCAGGAUAGACUCAGAGUCCACUACCUACCUGCCCAUGCCCCCCUCCCCAAGGCAGUCCAUCACACCUAGGGAGCCCCCAGACCCUGGGGAACUCACAGCUGGACAGGGGUUAAGUAGAGUGGAAUCUCUUGGAUGCAGGUUCAGGAAUAAGUUUUUUCCUUUUUAAACAGUUUAUAAAAAAAAAAAAUCCUA
Molecule: messenger RNA, 1795 nt
Organism: Peromyscus leucopus (white-footed mouse)
Lineage: Eukaryota; Metazoa; Chordata; Mammalia; Rodentia; Cricetidae
Gene: Cdx1
Product: caudal type homeobox 1
Biological process (GO): regulation of transcription by RNA polymerase II; anterior/posterior axis specification; embryo development
Cellular component (GO): nucleus
Molecular function (GO): RNA polymerase II transcription regulatory region sequence-specific DNA binding; DNA-binding transcription factor activity, RNA polymerase II-specific
Source: RefSeq, a predicted model, not a curated record